Molecule: messenger RNA, 618 nt
Organism: Trichomonas vaginalis G3
Lineage: Eukaryota; Parabasalia; Trichomonadida; Trichomonadidae
Product: KilA, N-terminal/APSES-type HTH, DNA-binding family
Exons: 1
Coding region: 1-618 (205 amino acids)
Source: RefSeq, a predicted model, not a curated record
AUGAAGCUGAAAAUUCGAGUGGGAGAAAAACCCCAGUCGCCAAAACUCUAUGAAAAUCGUGAAAAAUUGCCAAACGGUUUGAGAGGAUAUUAUGUACAUAGACUUCUUGUAAAUGCUGUUGCAAUGUGGGCUUCGCCUCGUUAUGCUUGGUAUAUUUACAGACUUCUUGACGAAAUUCAUAGACAAGAACGUGAAGAGAUGGAAAAGAAACUUCAUGCAAAAGAUGAAGUCAUUGAAGCAAAAGACAAAAGCAUUCAGAAAAGAAUACCACGUUCGGUACCAAAAGGUAAGGAAAAGAACUAUAAGUAUAUGAUUUAUACUGAAGAGAUGGAAAAUGAAGAAGAUAAAGAUAUGGUUAUGUUGCAUUUAGUCAGAAGAAACAACAAAAGCUUUUACGACCUUGCUAAGAUUUACAAAUCUGACAGAAAUUGGUUCUAUCGCGAAAACUUACCGAUUUCAAUGACCCCAAAUGAAGAUGUGAAACAAAUAGUUCAAGAUACGUUACCUCAAACACACUAUGAUAUGAAAGGUUGUACAAUUUUUACCUUCAAAGAAGACUUACCGCUACUGAAAGAAAAAAUAACAGAGAAUUUUGACAACUUCAAACAAGUAGGGUAG